Thermothielavioides terrestris NRRL 8126 is the source of this 1527-nucleotide messenger RNA. RefSeq lists its product as uncharacterized. Lineage: Eukaryota; Fungi; Ascomycota; Sordariomycetes; Sordariales; Chaetomiaceae. The record is from RefSeq and is a predicted model, not a curated record. Gene Ontology annotation, biological process: mRNA splicing, via spliceosome. The coding region runs from base 268 to 1389 and encodes 373 amino acids. Gene Ontology annotation, cellular component: U2-type spliceosomal complex; post-mRNA release spliceosomal complex. The transcript has a single exon.
GCUAACUUACGUCUCUCCUGCAAAGUCCAUCGGCAACCGCCAUCAGCGCGCAAGGAACGAGGCCUUGGGCGCCGCGCACCGCCAUAUUUCUCCCUUCGAUAACCUUUAGGCGUCACUUGGGCAAUUGUAACAUUCAUUCACGACUAACGAAGCCUCCGACCCGACGAAGCCGCCGACAUUCUAAUCUCCAACGUCGCCACCCAUCGACGAGCGAACUAUCACCAACCGUUGCCGCGUAGCCCCCCAGGGGCCCCCUUUUUCUCCACAAUGCAAGGCUUCAACAUGGGGCGGUACAUCCCGCCGGCGGUCGCCGACGCGGAGCGCACGCCGGCCUUCAACAGAGACAAGCACCCGCUCGGCGCGCGCGCGCGCAAGCUGGCCUCGCAGGGCGCGCUGACCGUGCGCUUCGAGAUGCCGUUCGCGGUGUGGUGCGCGCACUGCGCGGCGCCGACGCUGAUCGGCCAGGGCGUGCGGUUCAACGCGGCCAAGCGGCGCGUGGGGAGCUACUACAGCACGCCCGUGUGGGCCUUCACGCUCAAGCACGCCGUCUGCGGCGGGCUGAUCGAGAUCCGGACGGAUCCGAAGAACGCGGAAUAUGUGGUCGUGUCCGGGGCGCGGAGGCGGGAUUACGGCGGUGGUGCUGGGGAGGGCGAGAUCGAGGGUGGUGAGGCCGGGACGGGGGUGAUUCUUACCGAGCGGGAGCGUGCCGAGAUGAGGCAGAGCGCGUUUGGGAAGCUGGAGAGGACGAUUGCGGACCGGGAACGGUUGGAGGUGGCGAACAGGCGGAUUGAGGAGCUGCUGGACGUGGCGGACCGGCAGUGGGACGAUCCGUACGCGCAGAAUCAGCGGCUGCGGAAGGCUUUCCGUGCUGGGCGGCACGAGAGGGAGAGGCAGGCCGCGAAGGCGGACGAAUUGAAGGAACGGAUGGGACUGGGGAUCGAGCUUCUGCCGGAGGCGGAGGAGGAUGCGAAACGGGCCGGGUUAGUCGAUUUUGGCAGUGUGGCUGUUGAGGAUGAUGCUGGAGUGGACAAGGUGCUGGCGAGACCGUUGUUUGCGAAAGCAACAGCUGCGAAGCAGGACACAGAAGACCGCGGAGGGCCAGCCAAGCGGCAGGGGAAGCUCCUCAAGUCGGAGAUUGCCGCAUCCCGUACACGCGAGAGUCUUGUCUCGGAGAUUGUCAGCAAUACCCGGGCGGCCAGAGAUCCCUUCCUCGAUUUUGGCAGCAGGGAGAGCACAACCAAGGGGCCCGUCCGGCUGCCGGGUCUCAAGAGGAAAAGAGAAGCCGAGGAAGGGCUGGACCCGCCGCGGCCGAUUGCGGACGAGGGGCAAACACCCAAAGCAGCGGCCGGCACCGCCGCUUUGGUGAGCUACGCCUCGGAUUCCGACUGAGCGGGUUGGCUAUGUCAGGCAUUGUAUUUAAGAACUUAACGCACUAUUGGCAUGGAUAUUGGCUGUGGAUAGAACAUGAUACCCCUGGAAUUGAUUGGACACUUGGAGUGGUUUAUGGCGGGCUCCAAACAACAGCAC